Molecule: messenger RNA, 1725 nt
Organism: Thalassophryne amazonica
Lineage: Eukaryota; Metazoa; Chordata; Actinopteri; Batrachoidiformes; Batrachoididae
Gene: spon2b
Product: spondin 2b, extracellular matrix protein
Exons: 6
Coding region: 197-1228 (343 amino acids)
Biological process (GO): cell adhesion
Cellular component (GO): extracellular matrix
Source: RefSeq, a predicted model, not a curated record
GGGGGGACUUCCUAGAAGGCAUAAAUAGGAGAAAGAACACUUAGAAGUUCCCAGUCACACUUCCCGACAGCCGCAUCCACUGCUCUCCUCUCCCCUUCUCCUCACCUGCAGCUUAUUACCACCCCACACAUCUACAAGCCCUCCAUCAUUGAUCCGGAAGCCUGAGUAGCAUCAAAUCCUCCAUUAAGCCCCCACUAUGAAGGAUGCAACAAGAAGCUUCUGUAAUUUUGAAGAAGUUUCCCGUAUAAUUGUCCCGAUGUUGGUUCUGACCAUGAGCUUCUUGGGCCACGGUGUGCUUUCAAUGCCUGUCCCUACCGAUGUGCCCACUUGCACGGCUUCAGACAUCGCCCAGUACAGCCUGACAUUUGCUGGAAAAUGGACCCGGGCAGCUUUCCCUAAGCAGUAUCCUGUCUACCGCCCCCCAGCACAAUGGUCAAAUCUUAUUGGGGUCACUCACAGCUCCGACUACCAUAUGUGGCAACGUAAUGAGUUUGCCAGCAAUGGAGUGAGGGAGUUUGCAGAGAAAGGAGAGGCCUGGACACUCAUGAAGGAGGUCGAAGAGGCCGGAGAACGUAUCCAGAGCAUUUAUGGGAUCCUCUCUGCUCCCGCUGUUUUGGGGGGCACUGGCCAGAUGAAUACUGAGUUUGAGGUCUUUGCCAGACACUCCUAUCUGUCUUUUAUUGUGCGCAUCGUUCCCAGCCCAGACUGGUUUGUGGGUGUGGACAGCAUUGACCUUUGUGAUGGCAACCACUGGAAAGAGAAUGUGUCACUAGACCUUUUUCCGUAUGAUGCAGGAACUGACAGCGGGUUCACUUUCUCUUCUCCCAACUUUGAGACAAUCCCACAGGAUAAAAUCAUACAGAUUACCUCCUCCUUCCCUAGUCACCCUGCAAACUCCUUCUACUAUCCCCGCCUGAAGCACCUCCCACCCAUUGCCAAAGUGACACUAACAAAGAUAAAGAAAACCAAUCAGAUCAUCAGUCUUCCACUGGAGCUCACACAGUCCAAUCAACUGCCAACAGGAAACGAGAUCGAAGACCAGCUCAUAAAUACGCCUCUGGACUGCGAAGUGUCAGUGUGGUCGCCCUGGGGCCUAUGCAAAGGCAAGUGUGGUGAGGUAGGCGUGCAACAACGUACCCGCUACAUCCUCAUGCAUCCUGCCAAUAAUGGAGCAGAGUGCCCCCUGCUGGAGCAGCAAAGGAAGUGCUUUCCAGACAACUGUUUAUGACUACGACAGAAAAGGAGGGAGAACAAAGAGAGGAUGGAGAGAAGACAGAAAAAAGAAAGGAAAGCCAGAAAAGGGAGAAAAGGACGAAGGCGGAGAAACAACACUAAAAGCUCUGUGUUCUGAAGUUUAAAUAUGGUGAAACGGAUUUGCCUGUUUUCCUCUGGCCGCAUCUUCUUUUUGUGCCACUGACUGAUUUCCUGCAGAAAUCAUACAAGUUGAAAGAUUAUUUUCAAACAUAUUAAACAAAAUCUCAUCCGAAAUUCAUACUGAUGAUUCUGAAAGCAUUUGGUGUAGUCUGGCAAAGUGGUUGGCAGAUCUUCAGAACUGUCUCGGGAUGUUUUGUGUAUAGUGUAAAAUGCAGUUUUAAAAAUUAUUCUCUAAUUUCUCAUAAUACCUGUGUGAGGUGUGACAAAUAUAAAAAGCCAGUCUUGAAUAUGAAUAUUGUUUUGCAUAUGCUGUAGGCAGCCGAGAGUUUGGAAUAAAAAGACACAAUAUUU